This is a messenger RNA of Neomonachus schauinslandi (Hawaiian monk seal), 1647 nucleotides long. RefSeq names its product 25-hydroxyvitamin D-1 alpha hydroxylase, mitochondrial. NCBI's taxonomy places the organism in Eukaryota, Metazoa, Chordata, Mammalia, Carnivora, Phocidae. The transcript has 10 exons. The record is from RefSeq and is a predicted model, not a curated record. Gene Ontology annotation, molecular function: heme binding; oxidoreductase activity, acting on paired donors, with incorporation or reduction of molecular oxygen; monooxygenase activity. Gene Ontology annotation, cellular component: mitochondrial inner membrane. The coding region runs from base 45 to 1571 and encodes 508 amino acids. Gene Ontology annotation, biological process: cholesterol metabolic process; glucocorticoid biosynthetic process; C21-steroid hormone biosynthetic process.
CGUCUACCACCAACAGAAAGCAAAAGAAGCUAACUGGGAAGACCAUGACCCAGACCCUCAAGCUCGCCUCCAGAGUGUUCCAUCGCAUCCACUGUGCUCCCAAGCUAGGUGCCUCACUGGGCUCCAGAGGCUCCGACUCAGCGCCCCGGAGCUUGGCGGACAUCCCAGGCCCCUCCACGCCAGGCUUCCUUGCUGAACUUUUCUGCAAGGGGGGUCUGUCACGGCUACACGAGCUGCAGGUGCAGGGCGUUUCGCGCUUCGGGCCUGUGUGGUUGGCCAGCUUCGGGAGGGUGCGCACUGUGUACCUGGCGGCCCCUACACUCGUCGAGCAGCUCUUGCGACAGGAGGGGCCCCGGCCCGAGCGCUGCAGCUUCUCACCCUGGGCAGAGCACCGUCGCCACCGCCAGCAGGCUUGCGGGCUGCUCACCGCGGAAGGAGAAGAAUGGCAGAGGCUCCGCAGCCUCCUGGCCCCGCUGCUCCUCCCGCCUCAAGCGGCCGCCCGCUAUGCCGGGACCCUGGACGACGUGGUCCAUGACCUUGUGCGGCGACUGCGGCACCAACGGGGACGUGGGGCUGGGCCGCCCACCCUGGUUCGGGACGUGGCAGGAGAGUUUUACAAGUUUGGACUAGAAGGCAUAGCCGCGGUGCUUCUGGGUUCCCGCCUGGGCUGCCUGGAGGCCGAAGUGCCCCCAGACACAGAGACCUUCAUCCGCGCGGUGGGAUCGGUGUUUGUGUCCACGCUGUUGACGAUGGCGAUGCCCGGCUGGCUUCACCGCCUGGUGCCCGGACCCUGGGGCCGCCUCUGCCGAGACUGGGACCAGAUGUUUGCCUUUGCCCAGCAGCACGUGGAGAGGCGAGAGGCUGAGGUAGCCUUGAGGAGCAAGGGAAAGCCUGAGGAGGACAUGGGAUCUGGGGCACACCUGACCUACUUCCUGUUCCGGGAAGAGUUGCCUGCUCCGUCCAUCCUGGGCAAUGUGACGGAGCUGCUACUGGCUGGAGUGGACACAGUAUCCAACACACUCUCCUGGGCUCUGUAUGAACUCUCUCGGCACCCCGAAGUCCAGAAGGCACUCCACUCUGAGAUCACAGCUGCCCUGGGCCCUGGCUCCAAUGCCCACCCCUCAGCUGCUGCUCUAUCCCAGCUGCCCCUGCUGAAGGCAGUGGUCAAGGAAGUGCUAAGACUGUACCCUGUGGUACCUGGAAAUUCCCGUGUCCCAGACAAAGACGUUCGUGUGGGUGACUAUGUUAUCCCCAAAAACACGCUGGUCACACUGUGUCAUUAUGCCACUUCAAGGGACCCUGCCCAGUUCCCAGAGCCAAAUUCUUUUCGUCCAGCUCGAUGGCUGGGGGAAGGUCCAGCCCCCCACCCAUUUGCAUCUCUUCCCUUUGGCUUCGGCAAGCGCAGCUGCAUGGGGAGACGCCUGGCAGAGCUUGAGCUGCAGAUGGCUUUGGCUCAGAUCUUGACCCACUUUGAGGUGAAGCCUGAGCCAGGUGCUGCCCCAAUCCGACCCAUGACCCGGACUGUCCUGGUACCCGAGAGGAGCAUCAACCUACAGUUUGUGGACAGAUAGUCCCAUGGAAGGAGGCUAUCAUCAUCACCCUUUCUCUCAUUGUAGGGAUUUAUUAGGCACAAGACCAAGAGAUAUG